UAAAAUGAGAUAAUGUAGGUAUUCUGCCAACCACUAGAUGACUAUUGGUUAUUGUUUAUUGGAGCAGAUUCUCCUAUAGCAGAUGCCCUUGCCUUUGUGGCUGCCUCUGGACCCAAUCCUAAUCUCCCACAGCUCUUCUCCCCUUCACAUCACCUCCCCCCAAACAGAAGCAGUCUUGACUGGAAACCAACAGACUUGGGUCCUGCCGCUGCGAGCCCCUGCCCACAGUAACCAAUCAACAAGGUUCAUGGCAAGCCCAAGCUGGUUGGUUGCUUGGGUGAUCUGCCCCACCCCACACUUCCAAGUGUGCUCAAAGUCAAGCAGGUUUCCUCACUCCUCCCAUAUCCGUGCCUACCUGGGCGGAUGCUUGGCAGUCCCCUCUGAAUUGUCCUGCUAACAGCACAUCUCAGGCAUCCCGCCAGAAAAGAGGGACAACUUUGGCACCAUGAAGCUGAUCAGGGAGCGCCUGGGGCUGAGGGUUCUGCUGAGCACAGCCUUGGGGGGGCUGUUGAUACUGCUGGUGGGUCAGCUUUUAGAUUCCCGGACAUCUUCCAUGGAUUUGGGGCCCUUGGUCCCCACAGAGCUGACUGGAGAUACUUUGAGUACUCUAAGGAAGUUUGAGUGGCAGGCUCGGACACCACAUCCCUUGGACCCAAGAUACCCUUACCCCUACCCCUUCCUGCUCAACCAUCCUAACAAGUGUGAGGGCCCCAAAGGUACCCCUUUCCUGCUCAUGCUGGUCAUGACCCAGCCCCAGGAUGUAGGGGUGCGCCAAGCCAUCCGGGAAACAUGGGGCAAUGAGACCUCAGUGCCUGGUGUGGUCAUCCGCCGCCUUUUUGUUCUUGGCCUGCCCCCACCCCUCUUCACCAAGGAACUUCGUAUCCUCCUGGAGGAGGAGGACAUGGAACACGGGGAUCUCCUCCAGGUGGGCUUCCUGGAUACAUACAACAACUUGACUCUCAAGGUCCUCAUGGGACUGGAGUGGAUGGCGCAGCACUGUUCCACUGCCCGCUAUGUGCUCAAGGUGGAUGGUGAUGUCUUCCUAAACCCCAGCUUUCUGGUGCAGCAGUUGCUUCAGCCCAAUGGACCCCCAAGGCCCGACUUUAUCACAGGCUACAUCUACAGAGACACGGGCCCUCUUCGGAGCCCAGAUUACAAAUGGUACAUGCCCCCAGAGCUGUAUUCCCAGGACAAGUAUCCCCCUUACUGCGGGGGUCCCGGCUACGUCCUAUCUGUCCCCUUAGCCCUCAGGGUCCUGGCUGUGGCUCAGACAAUCAAGGUCAUCUACUUGGAGGAUGUGUUCAUAGGCUUGUGCCUACAUCAGCUUGGGGUGAAGCCCACUCCUCCUCCCCCCCAAACCUUUUUGAUGUAUCCAAUAGAGUACGAACACUGUACUUUCCACCGACUUGCCCUGGUUCACCAAUUCCAGUCCCAGGAACUGUUGCGAAUUUGGCCAGACUUCCAGACAGGCAAUAUAACCUGUCCUGUGGCAUGAGGGGCUGGAACAUGGAUCCACAGUCCUACCCCACUCCUCUGAGUUAAAUAAAGACUGUGGUCACUGGCUGCCUCUCAGAAGGCUUUCCAGGUCGCCCCCUGCCCUUAGGACAGAUGGGCAACUGAUCCCAAGGAUAUGAAUUCCAAUUCUGGCUCCUCCUUCAGUCAUGGCCAACUCUUCAGAGUUCCUUCCUACCCGGGUCUCUCUAUGGGGAAACCCAGAAUCCUCUGUGAAUUUAACCCCACUCCUCAGGGUCCAGCUCUGGGUUUUAGGAGUAAGUGGAAUACUUAAAUAAAUAAUGGAGUUAGAGUCAGAGGUCCUGGACCAGAAUCCUAGCUCUGUGAGUUGCUACCUGUAUGACAACAGACAAAUUGUAUACCCAAUUUGUGUUUUAUUUUUCCAUAUUUAAAAUAGAAAGGUUGCUGAUGUCCAAAGUUCCAAGUCCUUUGGUCCUAUUCCCUGAUCCAAUUCUCUGUAGAUAGGAUUUGCAUGAUAAAGGUUUGUCUAAAUGAAUGGAGGCUAAGAGGCAUUGUGGAAAAACAGAAAGAACCUCUCUAAGGGGGAGUUUGGAGACCUGAGCUCUAAGGCUAUCUGUCCUCUUUUCUUUCCCUUUUUUGGGGAAGGGCUUAUCGUUUUUUUAAUUUUAAGGGACACUUUCUAGCAAUAAGAAUUAUCUGAAGAAGUAGGCCUACCAAAUUCCUUUUAUAACACAAAUGUGGUGCUGAUAGCUAAACCAGGAAAAGCAAAAACAGAGAAAGAAAACUCUGGAUCAAUUUGCCUAAUGAAUAUUGAUGAAAAAAUUUUAAAUAAAGUAAUAGCAAGGAGACCUAGGUGUCUCAGUGGCUAGAGAGCCAGCUCUAGAGACAGGAGAAUCCUGGGCUCAAAUUUGACCUCCAACACUUUUUAGUUGUGGGACUGGUCAAGGUACUUAAUUCCAUUGUGGGUUAAGUGACUUGCCCAGAGUAAUACAAAAGUGUCUGAGGACGAUUUCAUUUCCAGGUCUGAAGCUCUUCUCCCUCUAUGUUAUUUUACUUGGUGAUCCCAUCAGCAUUCCUAUAUAGGCUCAGUUAUAAUAUCUGUGAAGAUUACUCUCACAUCUACUUAUCUAGCUGUCACCUCCUUUCUGACCUCUCAUCUUAUAUCUCCAACUGCCUUCUAGACAUCUUGACUUGGAUGUUUUUGUAAACAUCUGUAACCCAACAAAGAGACUUAGUGGAUAAAGAACCAAGCUUGGAGAUGGGAGGUCCUGGGUUCAAAUUUGACCUCAGACACUUCAUAGUUGUAUGACUCUGGGCAAUUGUCUAGUCCUUAGUGCUCUUCUGCCUUGGAUACAAUUCUAAGACAGAAGGUAAGGAUUUAAGAAACAACCCAACAUUUCCGAAUCUGAACUCAUUGUCUUUCCAAAACCUUCCUGAUCUUCCUAAUAUCCAUUAACUGUAGAGGGUAUCACCAUCUUAGUCAUUCAGGCUUACAACCUACAUGUCAUUAAGGACAUCCUCUUCCUGUAUGGCUUCAGGUAAGGCACAGCACAACAUUUGGAGCCCUGAAAAUUUGGAUUUAAAUCCCUUCUCAGAUACCCAGGAGAUGGACAAAUUAUUUAACUUCUCUGGGUCUUGGGUACUUGUAAGUAUUGGAUGAAAUAAGAAGUGCAAAGCACUUUGCAACCCUAUAAAUGUGAGCCAGUUAUAUUAGCCCUAGAUUCUGUACCUCAGUUGUCUUAUUUAUAAAAUGAGGAGUCUUGACUAAAUAACCUCUGAAGUCACUUUUAGUUCCAGUUUGAGCUCAGUAUCAGGGAGUGGGGUGGGAUAAUUAGGGGGUGGCUCCCGUCUCUCUUUGGACAAAUUAACUUUGUGGGGGCAUAGCUGCCAAUCUCCAAAGGGCCCCUCUGAGACAUAAAUGCUUCUCUUGGCUCUGAUAAAAUUGUCAAAACUUAAUGGUUGGAACACGAGAUUAUUUCCAUUCCCCACUCCCUCCAGAAAUGUAGCCCUUCAGGAUCAUAAUAGGUACUCCAUGGGCUAAGUUCACUUUGUAUAUUCCUAGGUGUGACAGGAGAAGAAGGCUCAUUACCAGUCUCACCAAACAGCAAUAUCAUUGCUCCUUCUCCCUGCCAAUGUUCUCCAGUACCAGGUCAACCCAGUCAAACCCAACACCAGGCAGAUAGAAAGUCUGACUACUCCAUAGCCCUUAACAUCAGCCCUAGAAGCAUACAAUAGAAAUUUUCUGGUGGGAGGGGAUGGAAAUGGGAUUGAACUAAUCAGAUCUUCCCUCAUCAUCCCUCUGGGAAUUUUAGAGCUGAAGGGGGAUUUCUGGACCUAUAGUGCCACCUCCUGGAGUGUCUGCCAUGGCUUGAACCCGGAGAACUUAAAAGAUGGUGCCCAAGGUCUGUGGUUCAAUCCUAUUCAUAACUGUUUUUUUCAGUAUUACCAAAUUUUCCCAGUCAGACACACUGACCAUCCUAGUCCUUCCUUGCAGGCUGAGCAGGGAAGAAAGGGUUGAAAGCCAUGGGAAAAGGUCAAGAAUAUCCACAAGGCUCUUGAGUCCCUUCAAAAGCUGAGUGGCAACUCCCUGCAAAGCAUAAAUUAAAUAGCUGGAUGCACAAUUUCCCCAGUAUCUUCAGAUUUCCUUUUCCUUUGUUGAAGAAAUUAAAUUUUUAAUGUUAUUUUUUAUUAAAUGUUAUUUUUUCGAUUACAUGUAGAUACAAUUUUUAACAAUUGUUUUCUGACAUUUAGCAAUUCAGAUUUUCUCUCUUCCCCCACCUCCCUGAGGCAGUCAAUGGUCUGAUAUAAGUUAUACUAGAUCUUUCAUGCAAUACAUAUUUCCACAUUCCCCAUGUCAGGAUUGAAGACUGUAAGAAUUAAAAUUAAUGGU
Molecule: messenger RNA, 4363 nt
Organism: Monodelphis domestica (gray short-tailed opossum)
Lineage: Eukaryota; Metazoa; Chordata; Mammalia; Didelphimorphia; Didelphidae
Product: beta-1,3-galactosyltransferase 2-like
Biological process (GO): protein O-linked glycosylation
Cellular component (GO): Golgi membrane
Molecular function (GO): N-acetyl-beta-D-glucosaminide beta-(1,3)-galactosyltransferase activity
Source: RefSeq, a predicted model, not a curated record